AAAUUAUCUUGGUUAAUGAACCCGACCCGACCCGACUGUCUACGCUUGCCACGCCGCCCCUAUUUCUCUCGAUUAGUUUCUCUCUCCAAGAGCCAAGCUUCUUCUUCGUGUGGUUUCGCUUCUUACUUAAUUGUGAUUUUUUGUGAUAGAUUGCAUCGAAAUAUGCCAAAGAAGAAGAGGAAGACUAGUAGCAGUACCAUGAAGAAGCCAUCACAAGGAGAAGCAAAACCUGUGGUGAUACAACAAGCCAAACGAGUUCUAAAAAAACCUGGUAAAUUUGGGAAAGAGAUUGAAGAAAUCUUUGCUGCGAGAAUCAAGCUGAGGCAAAUGGUUCAAAUACCUCAGACGAACGAGACCAAAGCAGAGAUUGCAAAGAAGAAGAGGAAGAGGGACAGGUUAGAGCGUAAGAACAACCCUGGAAGCGAACCCAGGAGGAGGCAGAAAAGGGAAAGGACGGAGCUUGAUAACAACCCGGAAAGCGAAGUCAGGAGUCAGACAACAGAGCUCGAUAACAACCCAGGAAGUGAAACCGUGAGGCAGACAACAAAGCUUGAUAACAACCCGGGAAGCGAAACCAGGAGGAGGCAGACAAGGGAGAGGACGAAGCUUGAUGAUAACAACCCGGAAAGGAAGACAAAGAAGAGUAAGAAGAGAAGCGGACCCAGGAAGAUAACUACAGAAGGAUUCAAAGUGUUCAGGGAAGAUGAAAUUGGCGGGCCCAGGAAGAUAACUUCAGACGGACUCAAAGUGUUCAGGGAAGAUGAAAUUGGUUUCAACAAGGCCAAAUCUGGUGGUACUCGUCUCUGUCCUUUUGACUGUAAUUGUUGCUUCUAGCUCUCCUUUGAACCAUGUUUUUUUUUUUUUUUGAAGCUUUUGUGCCCAAGUAGAUUAAAAACUCGGUCUGGUUGUAAUGGAUGAAUGAUCUCAGUUAUCAAGAUUUGUUGUUACUGUUGUAUUCAUGUUUGAUGAGAAAAAAAAAAAUACAUUUUUCUU
Camelina sativa (false flax) is the source of this 993-nucleotide messenger RNA. RefSeq lists its product as uncharacterized. Lineage: Eukaryota; Viridiplantae; Streptophyta; Magnoliopsida; Brassicales; Brassicaceae. The record is from RefSeq and is a predicted model, not a curated record.